CGAGAAGGUCUAGAACAUUGGGCAUUUCAUUCGGUUUCUUCUAAAUAGAACUUUCUAGCUCUCUCUCUCUCAGUUCUCAUUUACUCACAACUUCUCUAUAAUUUUCUCAUUUUUCUCCACUUUACUCUUCACCUUCUCAACACCAACAUUCUUGCUUACUCUAAGUAAAUCUCCAUUCUCUUCUUCUCUCUGUUUUAACAGUGAGUUCUUCUAGUUUGUGUUGUAAGGUAAAACUCUGAUUUCAUUCAUUCUGCAUUUUCUUGAUCUUUCUUUGAGUUUAAUGAACACCCUUUUGCUUAAAACUUAAUCCAACUCAAGAAAGAUUUGUUUUUUUUUUCAUUAUGAAUGUGUUGUUUUCUUUGGUUGGUUGCUUAAUUGAACAAUGUUGGUCCAUCUAAAUGCAAAGUUUCAGUUUUUUUCAUGUGGGGUUGAUUACUUUAUUUCAUCUAUUUAAUCACAAAUGAAAUUGGUUGCUUCGAUUUUGGUGGGCACUGGAGUUCUUUAAUCUGUAUUCAUGGCUGAACAAGCAUAUACUGUGGUAUCUGAUAGUGAAACAACCGGGGAGGAAAAAACUUCAUCGGCUUUCCCUGAGAUAGCAAUUGGGAUCGACAUUGGUACAUCGCAAUGCAGUGUGGCAGUUUGGAAUGGAUCUCAGGUGGAGCUCGUCAGAAACACGAGAAAUCGGAAAUUGAUGAGAUCAUAUGUCACCUUCAAAGAUGAGGUUCCUGCUGGUGGUGUUAGUGAUGAACUGGCUCACGAAUAUGACAUGUUGUCUGGAGCUGCAAUCUUCAACAUGAAACGUCUGAUUGGUAGAGUCGAUACAGAUCCGGUGGUUCAUGCCAGCAAGAGCCUCCCCUUUUUGGUUGAAACUUUAAAUAUCGGUGUCAGGCCAUUUAUUGCUGCCUUAGUGAACAAUAUGUGGAGGUCCACUACGCCUGAAGAAGUUCUUGCCAUCUUUCUAGUUGAACUAAGAGCUAUGGCUGAAGUUAAACUGAAACGUCCAGUGAGGAAUGUGGUUUUGACAGUUCCGGUAUCAUUUAGCCGAUUCCAGUUGACCCGAAUCGAACGAGCCUGUGCCAUGGCAGGGCUUCAUGUUCUAAGAUUGAUGCCUGAACCAACUGCAGUUGCUCUGUUAUAUGCUCAGCAGCAACAGCAGUCUGGACAUGAAAAUAUGGGUAGCGGGAGUGAAAAGAUAGCUCUUAUAUUCAAUAUGGGUGCGGGGUAUUGUGACGUAGCUAUAACAGCUACAGCAGGUGGUGUUUCGCAGAUCAAGGCCUUGGCUGGCAGCACGGUUGGAGGUGAGGAUCUACUUCAAAAUCUGAUGCAUUACCUCUUACCAAACAUGGAUGAUCUAUUCUCAAGCCAUGGAAUUGAAGAAAUAAAGAGAAUGGGAUUGCUUCGAGUUGCCACCCAGGAUGCUAUCCACUUACUCUCAUUCAAUAUGAGUGUCCCGAUUGAUGUCGACUUGGGAAAUGGAACAAAAUUAUCUAAGGUUCUCACGAGGGCAGAGUUUGAAGAGGUGAACAAACAAGUCUUCGAGAAAUGUGAAGCUCUGAUAAAGCGUUGCUUGCAAGCUGCUAAACUAGAAGCAGAAGAUGUACAUGAUGUCAUAAUUGUUGGUGGCUGUUCCUACAUUCCAAAGGUUCGGAACAUUGUCAUGAGUAUAUGCAAAAGAGAAGAGCUUUAUUCAGGAAUGAACCCGCUGGAGGCAGCUGUACGUGGUGCAGCGCUGGAAGGAGCAGUAGCUUCGGGAAUUAGUGAUCCAUUUGGAAAUUUGGACCUGUUAACCAUCCAAGCAACUCCUUUAAGCAUUGGCAUUCAAGCUGAUGGAAGUGACUUUGUACCAGUUAUUCAUCAGAACACCACAACACCAGUAAGGAAAGAACUGAUUUUCACUACUGUCCAUGAUAACCAAGCUGAAGCAUUGAUCCUUGUUUACGAAGGUGACGAGAAAGCAGCAGAAGACAAUCAUCUCCUAGGCUAUUUUAAGAUCAGAGGAAUACCUCCAGCACCAAAAGGUGUUCCAGAGAUUAGUGUGUGCAUGGACAUUGAUGCUUCCAAUGUCCUGAGAGUCUUUGCUGGCGUAAUGGUGCGCGGGACUCAGCAUGCUCCUAUGCCUUUCAUGGAAGUUAGGAUGCCUACAGUUGAUGAUGGACAUGGCUGGUCUGCUCAAGCUCUGCAUAAAAUGUAUGGCUCUACUUUAGAUUUGGUAACAGUAAAGAAAAUACAGCAUUGAGAUUGCUGAAUAGAUAAUAAAGUAAAAGAGACAUAUUAGGUGUUGUAAGUAGUGAAAAAUGUGCCAACUAUUUCAUGUAAAUAUGUGUCUAGUUUUAUAUUUGCCGGAGAAUAAUCUUGGUUGUGAGUGUUGAGAAUAAUAGUUAUAGCAACUGUUGUAACUUUGUCUCAAGAUAUUUAGAGUUUCAUAUUUCCAAUGUAUCCUCUGUUUCAAAAUCAUCUAUCAGUUAUUUGUUGGCUUUUUAUGUAA
Solanum tuberosum (potato) is the source of this 2485-nucleotide messenger RNA. Its product is annotated as heat shock 70 kDa protein 8. Gene Ontology annotation, molecular function: ATP binding; ATP-dependent protein folding chaperone. Lineage: Eukaryota; Viridiplantae; Streptophyta; Magnoliopsida; Solanales; Solanaceae. The transcript is spliced from 2 exons. The coding region runs from base 515 to 2236 and encodes 573 amino acids. The record is from RefSeq and is a predicted model, not a curated record.